Molecule: messenger RNA, 1939 nt
Organism: Erythranthe guttata (spotted monkey flower)
Lineage: Eukaryota; Viridiplantae; Streptophyta; Magnoliopsida; Lamiales; Phrymaceae
Gene: OVA6
Product: Class II aaRS and biotin synthetases superfamily protein
Biological process (GO): prolyl-tRNA aminoacylation
Cellular component (GO): chloroplast stroma; cytoplasm; aminoacyl-tRNA synthetase multienzyme complex
Molecular function (GO): ATP binding; proline-tRNA ligase activity
Source: RefSeq, a predicted model, not a curated record
CCCCAAAAUUUCAUUCUUCUUCCUCACCACCACCACCACUAAAUGGGUGCGCUCAGUCUCAGACUGCCGUCCCUCACUUCACUCUCCUCCGCCGCCGCGGCAGUUCCACGCUACCAAUUCUGCCGUCGUCUACUCCUUCCACUCCGCCCACUCUCCGCCGCCAAUUUCUCCGUGCAAAGCAGCAUCGUUGAGAAAGAAGUCGCGACACCUCCUCCCGAAGUUGAACGCAGCUCCUCACCGAAGCCGAAAAUUCAGCAAGAGAAGGAUCGAGUUAUUACUCCUCGAUCGCAGGACUUCAAUGCUUGGUAUUUAGAUAUCAUUGCUAAUGCUGAGCUGGCUGAUUAUGGCCCCGUUCGCGGCACCAUGGUCAUUCGCCCCUACGGUUACGCCAUUUGGGAAGCAAUUCAGGAUUAUCUGAAUGUGAAGUUUAAGGAGACUGGUCAUAGUAAUAUGUAUUUCCCUCAGCUUAUACCAUACUCGUUUAUUGAGAAAGAAGCUAGCCAUGUUGAAGGUUUUAGUCCAGAAUUAGCUCUUGUGACGAUUGGAGGAGGAAAGGAGCUCGAAGAAAAGCUUGUGGUGCGGCCUACGAGUGAAACCAUUGUGAACCACAUGUUCACUCAGUGGAUUCAUAGUUACCGUGAUCUUCCUCUAAUGAUCAACCAGUGGGUAAAUGUCACAAGAUGGGAGAUGCGUACUAAACCGUUUGUGAGAACUCUUGAAUUUCUUUGGCAAGAAGGCCACACAGCUCAUGCUACUCCAGAAGAGGCAGAAAAGGAGGCAUUACAGAUGAUUGACAUGUACACAAAAUUUGCUUUUGAGCAAGCUGCAAUACCUGUUAUUCCAGGUCGUAAAUCAAAGGUAGAAACCUUUGCAGGUGCUGCGAAGACCUAUACUAUUGAAGCAAUGAUGGGUGAUCGGAAGGCUUUGCAGGCUGGAACAAGCCACAACCUUGGACAGAAUUUUUCCCGUGCAUUUGGAACACAGUUCACUGAUGAAAAUGGGCAAAGGCAACAUGUGUGGCAGACAUCAUGGGCAAUUAGCACCAGAUUUGUUGGCGGUAUCAUUAUGACGCAUGGCGAUGAUGCUGGUUUGAUGCUUCCUCCAAAUCUAGCCCCCAUUCAGGUCAUAGUAGUUCCAAUAUGGAAGAAGGCAGAUGAGAGCUCAGGAGUUUUAGAUGCUGCCUCAACUGUCAAAGAAACUCUCCAAGCUGCCGGAAUUAGGGUUAAAGUUGAUGACUCCGAGCAGAGAACACCUGGUUGGAAGUUCAAUUUUUGGGAAAUGAAGGGUGUGCCUCUAAGGAUUGAAAUUGGGCCUCGAGACGUUUCAAGCGGGAGUGUAGUUGUUUCUAGAAGAGAUAUUCCUGGAAAACAAGGGAAAGUUUUUGGUAUAUCAAUGGAAUCUUCAACAUUGGUGGCUUACGUAAAAGGCAAGCUGGACGAGGUCCAGUCCGCUCUUCUUGAAAAAGCGACAUCAUUUCGAGAUAGUAACAUUGUUGACGUGUGCUCGUACAACGAGCUUAAAGAGGCAAUAGCUCAAGGCAAGUGGGCAAGAGGCCCUUGGUCAGCCAGUGACAAAGAGGAACUGAAGGUGAAAGAAGAAACGGGGGCUACAAUUAGAUGUUUCCCUUUCGAACAGCCACAGGGGACAAAGACUUGCUUGAUGACUGGCAAUCCUGCCGAUGAAGUUGCGAUUUUCGCAAAAUCUUACUAAUCGAUUCGUCACAGUUAAAAUGUGUCCUGGAACUUAUUUUAAGCAUCUUUAUGUUUUUUUUAAUUAAUUGAAUGUGACUAGUGGAAUUCUAUUUUUACUUAAGAUAGUAUUAGAUACAGCUACACUAUACCCAUCUAUUUGUUGUACAAUUUGACAUAAACUAUUGAUAAUUGUAAAUUUGGGAAACUAUUUAUUGUUUUUCUUUAAAUGGUGAUGAUGAGCCUUCCAA